Molecule: messenger RNA, 1460 nt
Organism: Diorhabda carinulata
Lineage: Eukaryota; Metazoa; Arthropoda; Insecta; Coleoptera; Chrysomelidae
Product: chitinase domain-containing protein 1
Exons: 1
Coding region: 239-1417 (392 amino acids)
Biological process (GO): carbohydrate metabolic process
Cellular component (GO): extracellular region
Molecular function (GO): chitin binding; oligosaccharide binding
Source: RefSeq, a predicted model, not a curated record
UAUAAAAUAUAAAAAUAAAUCAGACUUUUAAAAAGAAAACGUCAUCACGUACUAAAAAUCAAUAUUGCAAGAAAAUACCGACUUUUCAUAUUUAUGUUUAAGAUAUACUGUAAUUGUAUUAAUUACUGGAGAAAACCAAUUCGAGAUCAAUUAAAAUUCCGUACAUGGAUAACAGCUAUAUUCAAGAAAGCUGAUACAAAAUUUAAGCCACUUAGGAAGUAUAUGAAUUCGAGUUGUAAUGAAGAUUCAAAUUAGUAUUUGUACUUUAUUAAUAUUUGUUCAAGUAGUUGUCUCCACACUGACGCCGAAAUCUGUCAAAAAUAAAGAAAAAAAAUCAAAAACUACAAAUGAAAAACUUAGAUUAGGGCCACAAAAUUACACUGUUUUCAACAAAAAUCUUGUUAAAGAAUAUCCUACGUCUAAAGAAAUAAUCACCAAUCAUCAAGCAUUUUUCAGAGAAGUAGACGAGUAUAAUUUUGAUGGAAUUGUUUUGGGCUAUGUAACACCCUGGAAUAAUCAUGGUUAUGAUAUAGCGAAAAUAUUUGGUAAUAAAUUUACCCAUAUUAGCCCAGUUUGGCUUCAAUUGAAACGAAGAGGAAAACAAAAGUAUGAAGUCACUGGAACACAUGAUGUAGAUAAAGACUGGAUGGUAACUGUACGUAAUGCAGGAAGAGAGAGAAAACUCAAAAUUGUACCGAGAGUGCUUUUUGAAGGUUGGACUGGCCAAGAUUACUCUAGCCUACUAUCAGAUAAUAGUGAAAUGAAAGAAUUUGUCAAAACUCUUGUUCAUACGGCCAAAAAACACGAUUUUAAUGGUUAUGUUUUUGAAUUUUGGAUGCAGCUUUCUCAAGUCUUAAAAUUUGAUAUCCUUGUUAAUUUUGUAAGACAGUUGAGUGAUGCGCUGAGCAUUGAAAGUUUUGAAACAAUAUUAGUAAUACCUCCAAAAAGAGGUAAAGAAGAAUUAUUCAUUGAUAAACAUUUUGAAGCAUUGUAUGAUUAUGUGAGUGCUUUCUCCUUAAUGACCUAUGAUUUCUCAAAUCCAUCUCAACCUGGUCCAAAUGCUCCAAUUCCUUGGGUUGAAGAUUGUAUAAUAUCUUUAACGUCAGAUCUAAAGAAGCGAAAAAAAAUAUUAACCGGUUUAAACUUUUAUGGAAAUGAUUACACUUCCAAUGGUGGAAAAGCUAUUGUAUCACAUGAAUAUAUAGAAAUGUUAAAUAUACAUAAAAGUAAAUUACAUUAUGAUCCACAAAUUGCAGAACACUUUUUUGAGUACAAGCAAAAUGGUAUAAAACAUUUGGUUUUUUAUCCUACACUGUAUUCUAUUAACCGGAGGCUAGAACUUUGUAAAUCUUUAAAUACUGGAAUAUCUAUUUGGGAAUUAGGACAAGGACUAGAUUAUUUUUAUGACUUAUUGUGAUAUUUUAAGACUGAUUAAAAAUAAACUUCUAACAUUUUCAUAA